AUGGGGCACCUCACAGGUGAAUCAAGUGAGGUGCCCAGAGCACAAGAGUUAAAGAGAUGCCCCUGUUUUGGGCGCCCAGGCCAAGUCCAAAGAGACGUUUGGUCUGCAGGUCAUGGGCUCCUGGGAAGACUCGGUGGCCGCCAGCGUGGCCUCAGACUCUGCUUCCAGCCUGAAGCAGGCAGGAGACUGUGUAAGUCAACGGUCUGUCAGGCCCAUCACCAGGCCAGCGUCAAGGUCCCUCCCAAGGACACUGAGAUGAAAACAGCAGAAGAGCCAACCGCGAGUCUUGGGCAGACCCUGGAGUGGCUGAGGAAGGAACUGGCCGAGAUGCAGAUCCAAGACCAGAAGCUCCUGCUCACACUGAGGCAUCUUCGCAGUGUCCUGGAGGAGCUGCGUUCUGAGAGUGCCCACUGGGAGGAUGCCGUGUCCAGCAGAGGGACAUCGCCCAUCAGAGCUCGAGCAGGCUCCGAAGGCCGGGGUCACCAGCCCGUGUCAUCCAGGCGGCUGGCCCAGCUCCUCCAAGGGGUAGAUGGCCGACGAAGCUCCCUCCCUUAACUGGUCAGAGAUGACCCCGGGCUUGAACCCCCCACCACUAAUCUAAGUUUUGUGAUGCUGUUGGGGUGGGGGACACUGGGAUGGGAGUCAGGAAGUCCCUAGGUUCACCUCUGUCCUCAUCUACUAAAUGUCCCUGGACCCCUCA
Messenger RNA from Myotis brandtii (Brandt's bat), 700 nucleotides. RefSeq names its product chromosome unknown open reading frame, human C20orf202. The record is from RefSeq and is a predicted model, not a curated record. Bases 1 to 555 code for a protein of 184 amino acids. Lineage: Eukaryota; Metazoa; Chordata; Mammalia; Chiroptera; Vespertilionidae. The transcript is spliced from 4 exons.